AGGAGGAGGAGGAGGGAGGACGGUUUCCUUUCUGUAACACGCUACAACAUACCGGGAAAGAAAAUAGGAGAAGGAAAGACCGCAGCCCUGUUUUUCCUGUGUGCGUUAUUAUUUUUUUUUAUGGGAAUUUAUAUAUAUAUUUUUUAAUUUCGCGGUACGUUCGCGGACUAUCAUGGAAAGAAGAGUGCGCUCCUGACGAGGAUUGACUUUCAGUGAACCUCUGCUCCAAGUGUGGCUAAUAGACGGAGAGGAAGACAUGUUGAAGGCUCUUUUUUUAAAUUUCGUUUUCUCGAGGUUGCACUGAAAGCAAACGGCUGCGUUCAGAGGAAAGAAACACGGGGCUCGGAGGGCUGAAGCGGACGGUGUGUUCACGAACCGGCCUUUUCGUCGCGCUUUUAUUUUUAAUUGGCUUGUUACCAGCUUUAAAUGAAGCAGGCCUUUAGCUAGCCCCGCAAUAAAUACAGCUCCCUAAUUUUGUAAUAGCAGCGUUUCUAAAUUUAACGACCUAUAAAACAAACAUUGCUUCUUUUUUUUAAACCCGUGGUAAGAAACUAUUUCACACAAAGGCUCAGGUGAAAAUAUAGGCUGCUUGUUUUUCAUAUUUUAACGGCCAGUUCUCGAGUAGGUCGAGGUUUUUUGUUCUUUGUUUUUUUCCUCCUCUUCCCCCAGUUUCGAUCAAAACAGGGGGUCAUAAAUAAGAUUUUUAAAUGUUAAUGUCGACCGACGUUGCAUCUCUCAUGCUGCCUGUGUCCCGGGGUCUGAUGGACCGGGAUCGAGAGCUGGACGUCAUGCAUCCGAACCCGGGCGGCGCUCCGGCGGCCGUUCGCGGAAUGAAGCGCGGAGACCCGGAGCCUGACGCACAGACAGCGGCCGCUCUGGUGGAGGCGGCCGGGGCGGAGUGCAAGCGGCCCCGGAUCGACAGUUCAGGAGGGAUCGGCGAGGUUGGGCAGAGCAAUGACUCAUUGACUCUUGGAUACCAUGGCUACCCUUCUCAUGGUCAGGGCUCUCAGGAUAGUGCUGGCGGUCAGGAGGGACUCGUGCCCCCCCCCUUCUCUGCAUUCCCUCCACCUCCUCCACCACCUCCACAGAACAGCUUGGCCCUGGACUAUGGGGGAAGUCUGUAUGCCACAGGAGCGGUUCAGGGCCCCGUGGAAGCUGGCGGAGCAGCAAAUAGCGCCCCCAGCGCUGCCAACACCCUCAGUACCCAACAGUCAGAUGGAUCCUCCCAGAUUGAUGGCCAGCCAGGGAUUGGUUCAGGGGGAGGAGGAGGAGGCAGCUCUGGAGAUGAUUCAGAUGCCAAGGGGACCCCGAAACGCCUCCACGUCUCUAACAUCCCGUUCCGUUUCCGAGACCCUGACCUACGACAGAUGUUUGGACAAUUUGGGAAAAUCCUGGAUGUCGAAAUUAUUUUCAAUGAGAGGGGAUCCAAGGGCUUUGGCUUUGUGACAUUCGAUUCGAGCGCCGAUGCAGAGCGAGCUAGAGAGAAACUCCACGGCACGCUGGUGGAAGGACGGAAAAUCGAGGUGAACAAUGCCACAGCCAGAGUGAUGACAAACAAGAAGAUAACCACCCCGUACUCCAACGGAGAGGGCCUUGCAGCUCUACCAUACGCUGGAUGGAAGUUAAGCCCCAUGGUUGGAGCCAUGUACAGCCCUGAGCUCUAUACAGUACCGGGGUUUCCUUACCCAGCAGCAGCAGCUGCGGCAGCUGCAUCAACUGCCGCGACCUUUCGAGGCGCUCAUCUCCGGGGUCGUGCUCGGCCAGUCUACAGCGCCGUUAGGGCAGCUGUGCCCCAACCUGCCAUCCCAACCUACCCUGGUGUGAUGGCCUAUCAGGAUGGUUUUUACGGUGCAGCUGAUCUUUAUGGCGGCUAUGCGGCUUAUCGUUACGCCCAGCCUGCUGCGGUAGCAACUCCCGCAGCAGCGGCGGCUGCAGCGGCAGCUUACAGUGACAGCUAUGGACGAGUUUAUACAGCAGACCCUUACCACGCUGCGCUGGCCCCGGCUGCCUACGGUGUCGGAGCCAUGGCCACGCUGUACAGGGGAGGCUACAGUAGAUUUGCUCCCUACUAGAGACACUACAUUUCCCAGGAGCUCCUUUCUUCCAUUGAAUUACUCCACAAGAGCUCCCUCUGUUGUCAAGGAGGUGGACUACAUCCAGUUUAUGAAGCGUGGCAUCAACCACGGCAACGAUAUUUCAAACCCCACCCUUGUGCAGUCCCACUUUUUCUUAUCUACACUACUACACAAAUAGAGGAAUGCUGUAUUAAGGAUCGAUGAUGGAUGACGUUUAAAUAAAAAAAAAAAGAAGAAGAAUUAAUAACAACUUGAGACGGACACCUUCCCCAUUGCACGGUUGUAUUAUAUCCCCACCCCACUUCCUUAUUUCCUCAGCACAAGAAGCAGAAUGGAACCCAGAUGUGCUUCCAAAGGCUGUACAGAGACGAGACAUUUAAACAGCUGCCGACCAUGUGAGAGAAUGAUCCAGGUGUCGUGCAACCGGCACACACUCCGUGUUUAAGGAAAAAGGACGCACGCGAACAAUCAAGGAAUUUUUGCUCAGAGAACUCUUGAACCUGAAAGCUGAGUCGCUGUCACGAUAAAACACCCAUGGACGAAGUAAAUAAUUCCUUCCUGUGUGGGGGCGGAGCAAAACGCUUGCCGUGGAAAGAUGGCGACAGCUUGUGAUGCAACGUUCAAAAGACGUGAGAAAGCUGAAGCAAGGAUGGUGAUUAUUAGAGCUGUACCUUACCUCAAGUUUUCUUAGUAUGUGGAAAUGGUGAACCUUUAAACUUAAAUUAUGAUAUGCAAAGAAAUUAGCUUAGUGGGGGGGGGGGUAAAGUUACCAAAUUAUUGUAAUCAUUCUCAUAAUUAUUCUUAUUAGUACCAUUAUUUUGUUCACCUCAGACAGCGCCCCCUGCUGUUAUGGCACAUGUAGAUUUCCCAGUGAAUCUUGGGGGGAGGGGGAAUGAGAAAAUAAUCUAUAUAAUUGUUCUGCCUGUGACACACUACAAACAGCACAACACUACAUGGAAUACUGCAAACGCUUCCUUCAGUCCAUUUAUUUUGUUCAAGCUUUAGAUUCAGACAAAAUCAUUCAAUCGUGACCCUGAGGUUCACAUUUGUUGAUCCUUUUGAUGCAGAGAUUUAUUAUGUGGAUUUCCCCCCUCCCCUCAUGCUCCAUCUUUUACUGAGCACGUCCAACAUUGAAAGAGUCUUCCUGCAAAAAUAUUUUUGUUUGGGAACUGUGUUGGAAAUGCAGUCAGUAAUUACUGAGCAGGAGCAAUUCUGUCAGUGAGUAAAUAGAAAA
Molecule: messenger RNA, 3309 nt
Organism: Thalassophryne amazonica
Lineage: Eukaryota; Metazoa; Chordata; Actinopteri; Batrachoidiformes; Batrachoididae
Product: RNA binding protein fox-1 homolog 2-like
Exons: 13
Coding region: 708-2072 (454 amino acids)
Biological process (GO): nervous system development; regulation of alternative mRNA splicing, via spliceosome
Cellular component (GO): cytoplasm; nucleus
Molecular function (GO): mRNA binding
Source: RefSeq, a predicted model, not a curated record